UCACGAGCAUACUUCUUUCAUUCUCUCUCUCUCUAUCUCUGCAAUGGACGGCGUCGAACUCUCCAACCGGCCAUCCGACAACAACCCAAUUGAGAAACCGGCCGCCUCGAGACGGAAAGCUUCCCGUUCGAUCUUCGGACUGUUCGCCGUCGCCGAUACCGUUGAUUGCUUCUUGAUGCUGUUCGGCGCUGCCGGAGCUUGCAUCCAUGGCGCCUCGACGCCGGUCUUCUUGAUUCUCUUCGGACACAUCAUCGACUCGCUCGGCUCUCUUUCUUCAGAUCCUCACAAGCUCGCUUCCGAGGUGUCUAAGCGCGCUUUGGAUUUGGUUUACGUAGGACUUAUAGUCUUGGUGGGGGCUUGGAUAGGCGUAGCAUUUUGGACGCAAACUGGGGAGAGACAGACGGCCCGUUUGAGAGUCAAGUAUCUUCAAUCAGUUCUAAGAAAAGAUAUUAACUUCUUCGAUACAGAGGCAAGAGAUGCAAAUAUCAUUUAUCGCAUUUCAAGCGAUGCAAUACUUGUGCAGGAUGCAAUAGGAGAUAAGACAGGCCAUUGUUUGCGGUACCUGGCUCAGUUCGUUGUAGGAUUCGCUGUAGGAUUUACGACGCUGUGGAAACUUACACUCGUAACACUGGCAGUCAUUCCUUUGUUGGUCGUCGCCGGAGGUGCAUACACAAUAAUCAUGUCUACCUUGUCAAAGAAGGGUGAGGCUGCAUAUGCUGAAGCUGGGAAGGUAGCAGAAGAGGUGAUUUCGCAGGUCCGUACCGUGUAUUCAUUCGUAGGAGAGGAAAAGGCAGUAGAAGCAUAUUCAAAAUUGCUUAAAACCGCCCUUAAGCUGGGGAAGAAAAGCGGGUUUGCAAAAGGAAUAGGCGUCGGCACUACAUAUGGGCUACUCUUUUGCACAUGGGCAUUCCUUCUUUGGUAUGCUGGCAUCCUUGUCAGGCAUCACGUCACGAACGGCGGUAAAGCAUUUACAACAAUCAUUAAUGUCGUCUUCAGCGGAUUUGCUCUUGGCCAGGCAGCUCCAAACCUCAGCGCGAUUGCCAAAGGUCAGGCGGCCAUAAGCAAUAUCAUAAGCAUGAUAGAUGUGGAUUCGAAGUCUACUAAGACAUUGGACAGGGGCAUAGUUCUGCCGGAAGUUGCUGGGAAAAUUGAAUUCUCGAAGGUAUCGUUUGCAUACCCUUCCCGCCCAAACAUGAUUUUUGAAGAUCUCAGCUUUUUGAUGAGCGCCGGGAAGACAUUCGCGGUGGUGGGCCCAAGUGGGUCAGGAAAGAGCACAAUAAUUUCAAUGGUCGAACGGUUCUACGAACCAACCUCAGGUAAAAUACUGUUGGAUGGCUUUGAUCUGAAGAUUCUUCAACUAAAAUGGCUGAGAGGUCAGAUGGGUCUGGUUAGUCAGGAGCCUGCCUUGUUUGCUACCUCUAUAGCUGGGAACAUUCUCUAUGGCAGAGAAGAUGCAGAGCUGGACCACAUCGUUGAAGCUGCCAAGGCUGCGAAUGCACAUUCCUUCAUUCAAGCAUUGCCUGAAGGUUACCAUACACAGGUGGGAGAGGGAGGGACUCAGCUUUCAGGAGGACAGAAGCAGCGGAUCGCCAUUGCUAGAGCAGUGCUUAGAAAUCCAAAGAUUCUGCUUCUAGACGAGGCCACGAGCGCACUAGAUGCAGAAUCUGAACUUGUGGUGCAGCAGGCGCUCGAGAGAAUCAUGUUAGACCGGACAACGAUCAUAGUCGCGCACAGGUUGUCAACGAUCCGCGAUGUCGAUAAGAUCAUUGUCCUGAAAAAUGGCAAAGUGGUCGAAAGCGGGACCCACUUUGAGCUGAUGUCAAAGGGAGAAGAUGGAGAAUAUGCUACUCUGGUGAGCCUGCAAGUAUCAUCCAAUGGUGGAAAUCAGAACCAGGAAACCUCUCAGGAGUCUGUGACAUCGCAUUUUUCAGAACUCAACCACACUCAAGCUAUCCACAAGAAGUCCGAGUCGAUCGAUGGAAGAGAAACGCUGACACAUGACCAACGGUUGGAUCGAUUAGGAUCAGCAUCAUCACCGUCGAUUGGGAAACUGAUUCGGAUGAACAGAGCAGAGUGGCCGAACGCAGUGCUUGGAUCGGUGGGGGCCAUUAUCUCGGGCAUGCAAACUCCUCUCUUCGCUCUUGGCAUCACACAAGUGUUGAGUGCUUUCUAUUCGCAUGAUCAACGGCAGAUGAAGCACGAAAUUGAGAAGGUUGCGCUGAUAUUCGUCGGAGCUGCCAUUGUCACAGUUCCUGUGUAUCUGGUGCAGCACUACUUUUAUACAGCAAUGGGAGAGCAGAUCACGACUCGGGUCCGGCUCUCUAUUUUCUCAGCUAUCCUUCGCAACGAAAUUGGAUGGUUUGAUUUGGAUGAGAAUAACAGUGGGACACUAGCAUCAAUGCUGGCAGCUGAUGCAACUUUGGUUAGAAGUGCAAUCGCAGACCGUCUAUCUACCAUCAUUCAGAACAUAUCACUUGUUGCUACUGCAUUCUUCAUUGCCUUCUUUCUCAGCUGGCGGAUGGCAGCUGUCGUUCUUGCUACCUACCCUCUGAUCAUCAGUGCAGCGAUAGCAGAGCAAAUGUUUCUAAGGGGACUUGGCGGGAACUACACACGUGCUUAUUCCCGAGCGACCGCCAUCGCCCGAGAAGCAAUCAUCAACAUCAGAACCGUCGCUGCCUUCGGUGCAGAGGAUCGGAUAUCAGCCCAGUUCACCAACGAACUAGAACAACCAAACAAACAGGCCCUUGUACGUGGACACAUAUCAGGCCUCAGCUAUGGCAUCUCCCAGCUCUUUCUUCUAUCUUCAUACGCACUCGGCCUCUGGUAUGCAUCACAGCUAAUCAAGAAAAAAGAAUCUGACUUCGGCAACAUCAUGAAAUCCUUCAUGGUCCUGAUCGUCACAGCAUUGGGGGUUGCAGAAGCUCUUGCACUCGCACCCGACAUCGUUAAAGGAUCCCACGCUCUUGGAUCUGUCUUUAGCAUUCUUGAACGAAGAACAGCCAUUGAAUCUGAUGACCCAUUAUCUCAACCGGUCAUUGAAAUCAGAGGAGAUGUAGAAUUCAAAGACGUGGGCUUUCGGUAUCCUGUCAGGCCUGAUGUUCCGGUCUUCGACGGUUUGAAUUUGCAAGUGCCGGCGGGGAGCAGUUUGGCGAUAGUCGGCCCGAGUGGGUCCGGGAAGAGUUCUGUGAUCGCGCUUUUGAUGAGAUUCUACGAUCCGAUAAAGGGUGCGGUUAUGAUCGAUGGACGAGAUAUCAGGUGUUUGAAUUUAAGAACGUUGCGGCUGAGGAUUGGUCUAGUUCAACAAGAGCCCGUUCUGUUUUCGACGACGAUCUAUGAAAAUAUUCUGUAUGGGAGGGACGGAGCAUCGGAGAUUGAGAUAAUGAAGGCUGCAAAAGCGGCGAAUGCUCAUGGGUUUAUCAGUAGAAUGCCCGACGGGUAUCAGACGCAUGUCGGGGAGCGGGGAAUUCAGCUGUCGGGAGGGCAGAAACAGAGGGUGGCGAUUGCUCGGGCCAUCUUGAAGGACCCGACGAUUCUUCUGUUGGAUGAGGCUACCAGUGCAUUGGACACAGCUUCUGAGAAGCUGGUUCAAGAGGCUCUGGAUACGUUGAUGUAUGGCCGGACGACUGUCAUGGUGGCCCACCGGCUUUCAACCAUCCGAGAUGCUGAUAGGAUCGCCGUGCUACAUUGCGGGAAGGUGGCGGAAAUCGGUGGCCAUGAUGAGCUGAUUAGUAGGCCUGGGAGUAUGUAUUCUCAGCUAGUUAGAUUACAACAGCAGAGUGCCGAUGGAGAUGAUCUGAGCUGAGGUGAGAGUUUCAUUUGAGACUCGGUGACUCGGACCAACUCGUCUGGUCUCGAGUCGAGUCUCGAUUUGGCCGAGUUUGGAUGUGACUCGUGGGUUGAAACCGGAUCGAGUCGGACUGAGUCGACUCGACUCGGAUGAGUCGAGUCUUAAAACCAUCUUAUUAUUGUAAGAGACGUAGCAUAGAUGAGCUCAAUGCAAGGAUUGUGGGAGCCUUGCUGACCACACUCAUGGCACGUGCCAAUGUCUUGUGUGUAUAGGAAUCGAUCCGUUCAUCAAGUUGGCCGAGUGCUUAUGCGAUGUGGUGACCAAAAAUCAUACCCAUCCGAUUAUAUGGUGGGUCACACGUGUAUAUGGAAAACUAUGGUUGGUCUUCUCUUCCUACCCAUCCAUUUCCUUCAUACACGUGUGGCUCAUCCAAUCUGAUGAAUGUCAAGCACAUGGCACGUUUGCACGUGUGGUGAGACUAGUCUUUGCAUUUCUCAUCUUGUGGACUAUACUUCUUGAGGCAUGAAUCUCACUGUAUACUGAGUUUUAUAGUAAUAUUGGUGUGGGGUAUA
Magnolia sinica is the source of this 4359-nucleotide messenger RNA. Its product is annotated as ABC transporter B family member 13. NCBI's taxonomy places the organism in Eukaryota, Viridiplantae, Streptophyta, Magnoliopsida, Magnoliales, Magnoliaceae. Gene Ontology annotation, molecular function: ATP hydrolysis activity; ATP binding; ABC-type transporter activity. The record is from RefSeq and is a predicted model, not a curated record. Gene Ontology annotation, biological process: transmembrane transport. Gene Ontology annotation, cellular component: membrane. The coding region runs from base 44 to 3802 and encodes 1252 amino acids. The transcript is spliced from 11 exons.